AUGGUAAGAAGGAAGUAUUUGGCCAAUGGGCCUUGUCAACCUCGUACUGCUGAUUUUAAAGUUACAGAGAUAUGUGGUAGAGAUAGAAGACCACGCAAGAAGAAAGAAGCUGGGUAUGAUGCAUUUGUUGCAAAUGGUUGGUCAAGUUGGAAUAAAAAAUAUAGAUUAAGGGAGCAUGUAGGAGACAUCAAUAGUGCUCACAACCAAGCAAAAAGAGAUUGUGAUGCUUUGCUGAAACAGAAGCAACACAUUUAUGUUGCUCUAAAUAACCAAAGUAACGCUGAGAGAAUUGCUUAUUAUACUCGACUAAAUACCUCAAUUGAUGUCUCUAGAGUGUUACUGAAGCAAGGGUUACCUUUUCGUGGCCAUGAUGAGUCCGAAGAGUCUCUCAAUAAGGGUAAUUUCUUGGAAUUUCAUGCUUACACAGCAGAGCAAAAUCCAGAUGUAAGAAAACAAAUGGCGGUGGUAUUGUGGUAUGUUGGUAAAUGUGGAGGUGCCAUCGAGACAUUAGUUGGCCUUACUCAUGUGAAGGAGACAACCUCAAAGUAUCUCAAGUCUGCCAUCGAUGAUUUAUUUGCAGAAUAUAAGUUAAGUUUCAAGCAAGUUAGAGGUCAAGGGUACGACGGUGCGAGUAAUAUACGAGGCAAUCAGGAUCUAUGA
Molecule: messenger RNA, 660 nt
Organism: Hordeum vulgare subsp. vulgare (domesticated barley)
Lineage: Eukaryota; Viridiplantae; Streptophyta; Magnoliopsida; Poales; Poaceae
Exons: 4
Coding region: 1-660 (219 amino acids)
Source: RefSeq, a predicted model, not a curated record